AUGGUGGCCAGUCCCAGAGCCGAGGUGAAGCAAGAUCAGUGGGCAGCUGCCCUUGAGGAGCUUCUCGAGGAAGUCCGCCUAUCAAUCUUGAAGGACUCAGCGACUGAUCUUCUUGAUGGUGACCCUCGCCUGCAGACCAUCUUCGAGCGGGUGUCAGAGAAGCUGACGGCCCCUGGCGAGGGUGGCAAGGAGCUCUCGGAUGCCAAGUCUGCACAAAGGUACAGCCUGUAG
This is a messenger RNA of Symbiodinium necroappetens, 231 nucleotides long. Lineage: Eukaryota; Dinophyceae; Suessiales; Symbiodiniaceae. The record is from the annotation of a GenBank genome assembly.